CGCAGUUCAUGACUGAAAACUGUUCAUGUCUUCACUGCAGCUGAGUCCAGGUUCAGGUAGAGACACCUGGACUCUGAUCUCGUCCAAUCAGACGAGACGUCCUGCAGGUUGACUCUUCAAACCUUUACUCCAGAUCUGUGUCAUAGACUGAAACUCAAAGACACAGCUACUGACGGACAGCAACAGCUGUGUGUGUGUGUGUGUGUGUGUGUGUGUGUGUGUGUGUGUGUGUGUGUGUGUGUGUGUGUGUGUGUGUGUGUGUGUUUGGGGCUGGUCAAAGGUGAGAUCUAGCUUGUGUGUCAGUGCUCGUCCUCAAAUAGAGUCCUUCUUCCUUUUCUUCUUCUCUGGUUGUGAACUCACUGAGCAGUCGAUUGAUCGUAAUCAGCUGACUGUCCUCGUUGCUUCCUCCUUUACUGGACGUCAACCUUCACGCUGCUGAUUACCUGGAUUUUAUUUCAGGCUCCGUCUGUUUCACAACUCUGAUCAGAAACUGAUGAGAAUCUCACACAACAAACCUACAGCUGUGAACAUCUGGACAUGAGAUGAAUAUGUCAACUGCACACAUGGUCGUCUGGACAGAAGAACAUCUGUAAACCCAUAGAACAUAAACCAACAUCUGGACAGUGGAAUCAGUUGAAUGGACCAGAUGUUUGGUGAAGUAGCAGAAUAACGUGUGGACGUCACACAGUUGACCUGAACAGUAGAAGCCAGUGGAACCUGUGAGAACAGUAACGUGCUGUCUCAUCAGAGGACGGAGCGAGGGAUGGGAGGAGCAGUGUGUAAGCAGGAGGUGAAGGAGGAGAAGAGAAGCUUGGGGAGGGAGGACAGUCUCAGACGAUUUAUCAUCAAACAGUUUGGAUACAACGUCCUGAGUCUGGCUCGACGAGGACUGAAGGACGUCCCAGAUGAAUUGUGGGAGCUGUUGGAGUUGGAGAAGUUGAACUUAUCUCUGAACAGUCUGAAGGUUCUUCCUCCUCAUCUCGCUCUGCUCUCAAACCUGGUCGUUCUCAACCUGUGGGGCAACCAGUUGAGCAGUCUGCCAUCAGAGAUCGGUCAGUUGAGGAGACUCCGAGUUUUAUUUGCCUACAGAAACAGACUCACUGAAGUUCCUGAGGAGCUGGGAGCGUGUACACAACUGGAGGUGCUGAGUUUAGCCAACAACCAGCUGUCCUCUCUGCCGGCGUCUCUGUCCAAUCUGACCCGACUCAGGAAACUCAACCUCAGCCACAACCACAUUGCUCACAUCCCGGGCUGUGUCUACAGCAUGAAGGCACUGGUGUUCCUACAUCUGGCCUGUAACCAUCUGGAGAAUCUGGCAGAGAACAUCCAGGCUCUGGUGGAACUAAAGAUCCUCAUUGUGGAAGGAAACAGCCUCCACUCACUUCCCAAGGCCCUCUGCUGCCUGACCAGGUUGGAGCUGCUGAAUCUGGACUUUAAUGACAUUAAAGAUGUUCCACAGGAGAUGCACCAGUUGUGUCGUCUGGAGAAGUUGGCGUGUCAUCCUCUGGAUAAAGGUCUUCACAUCGUCCACAAUCCGCUGCUGAAGCCGGUGAAGGAGGUUCUGGAGGGGGGGCUCACCGCCCUCUUCACCUACCUGAGAGCUGGCUAG
Molecule: messenger RNA, 1609 nt
Organism: Hippoglossus stenolepis (Pacific halibut)
Lineage: Eukaryota; Metazoa; Chordata; Actinopteri; Pleuronectiformes; Pleuronectidae
Product: leucine-rich repeat-containing protein 30
Exons: 8
Coding region: 764-1609 (281 amino acids)
Molecular function (GO): protein binding
Source: RefSeq, a predicted model, not a curated record